Messenger RNA from Aspergillus pseudonomiae, 1632 nucleotides. Its product is annotated as checkpoint protein HUS1 family protein. Gene Ontology annotation, biological process: telomere maintenance; double-strand break repair via homologous recombination; mitotic DNA replication checkpoint signaling. The coding region runs from base 245 to 1315 and encodes 356 amino acids. Gene Ontology annotation, cellular component: site of double-strand break; checkpoint clamp complex; nucleolus. Lineage: Eukaryota; Fungi; Ascomycota; Eurotiomycetes; Eurotiales; Aspergillaceae. The transcript is spliced from 5 exons. The record is from RefSeq and is a predicted model, not a curated record.
UCUACUACCCAAUCAAAUAAUCCAAAACAAGGAUUAAAACGCGAUAAUAAUUCCAGAUAGAGAAUAAAACUGAAAAUCGAAAAAGAAAAAGACAAAUGCUCACGAACUCAGUACUAUAGCGACUUGGGCCAUGUCUCGUGUUUUCCGCGUCAGGGUUAAAUUUAUCGCCGAUAAGGAACGUCGACUGAUAAGAUCGAAUCAACUCUCGAUCCCUAUGUGAUGCCAUAACAUGCCUUGAUUAAAGAUGCGAUUUCGCACUCAACUCGCUAACGCUGCAACAUUUUCAAAGUUGACAGCAUCCCUCUCAUCGCUGGGUAAAGUAUGCUGGAUGCGACUGGAAGAUGGAACCGUUCGAUUUACCAUCAUCCCUGAUCAAGGCACCCAAGUCUGGGCGCAGUUACCCGUGGAAGCCAUCUUCGAUGAAACCAAUUAUAUCCUGGAAUCCAACUCCGGGGUCAUCAACCUCGAAGUCCCCGUCGGGGCUCUCCACCGUGCCCUUCGCUCCGCCGUAGCGGCGACGUCAGCCCAACUGCGUCUGACCAAAAAAGGCAACGUCCCUCUCUUGGCUCUCACCAUCCACGCAUCAUCCUGGACCACCGGGUCCAACGCACUAGGCAUCGCUGAAUCGGACCAUGCAGCCAUGACCGGCCCGGCUCUCGGGGGGGAGGAUGCUGGUCGCGCAGGUCAGGCAACCAGUGCGUCCCGACCAGCAGCCGGUUCUGGGCCCCGAGAACGCGAGACGGUCAUUACGCAGGAAAUUCCUGUAAAAGUCCUCCAUGAAUCUGCCAUCGAGGGGCUCCAUGAACCGCGAUGUCGUGACCCCGAUGUGCACAUCAUCUUGCCGAGUUUGUUCCAGUUGAAGAGUAUCUCCGAGCGGUUUACUAAGCUGGCGGCGGAUUCCAAGGGUUCCUCGGGUUCUGCGGUCGUGUCUGCUAUUUCGCCUAAACUGGAACUAUCGGCUAACAUGCAUGGAUCGCUGAAGUUGGCGAUCGCUACGGAUGCCUUGCGUAUUUCGAGUGUUUGGACGGAUCUGGUGAACCCGUCGCUGGACCCGGGGCAGCUCACUCAGACGGAAAUUGAGCAGCUGCCUAGUGAGCGGAUGAGAGCUCUACACGAUGAUGAUGAGGCUGGUUGGGCGAAAGUGAGAAUCGACGGGAAGGAUUGGGGAAGGGUGCUGAGUGUUGGGCGAUUGAGUCCUAAGGUCGUUGCAUGCUUUAUCCACGAGACAGCGUUGAUACUCUACGUUUACUUGCCGGGGAGCUGGAACGGAGAAGAUUCUUGUUUGACGUAUUAUAUCAAUUCCUACGCGGCCUGAAUAGAAUUACUGGGCUCGGAUUCUGCAUGUAUUACAGUCUCUGCAUGCAAAGGUACGCGCAAUAGAAGCGCACAUAACGUUGAGCGUCCGAAGGUUGAAAUUAUUAUAAUACCAUUAAAAUGUUCAAAUAAUAAACGUUCAUGUUCCGUGAAACUCGAAGCAGCAGAAAGCGUUCGGUUCGAGACCUCCACAUCACUCAAUGCCAAGAUCUCAGAUGGAUAGAAGUGUAAGCAAAGCAAUCAUCAAGGGGAAUAAGGGGAAGCAAUAAGCAUUGCAUAAGGUGCAUAUGCAAAUAUUUAUUGUACACGGGAAUAUAU